CAACACAGGUACUUUUCAGCUUUAGCACUUUGGAGAAGCUAAGCACUUAUGUCAUGCAAUGGAAUCAAAUCCAUGCAAUCAUGAACAUCCAAGAAACUUACUACCCAAUUCCUAGUUUCAAAGGAAUCAUUCAAAGAAACUGAAACUAGGAAUCUAUCUACUGGCCCAAUGGAGAAAAUAAUUCACAGUGCUGCACACUUUGUAAGGUCAGGAUUGUUGCCUACCAUGGCUCCUAUUCCUCCCCUCUAGUAAAGGGCAUUCUGAAAGUCAGCACACCUUGGUGGGACCGUGAAUGGCGCAGAAGGAAAAUUAGAUGCAUCGUAUGUAGACGCCUUCCCGUCCGAACAGUUGUUUGACACUUUGAUACGUACAUUAUACUUUGGCGGCUUAGAUGAUGCGAGAAGCAGGAUUCUAGUUGUUUAAAAAUUCGACUGACUAUGCAAUGUAAAAAGCGCGAAGAAUAAUAAUUGAUUUUGCUGUUUUCAGAGGACCGCCAUUGUCAGUUCUGACUUAUCUGAACUGAAAUCAGGAAAUUCCAAUCGCCCUAGUUGACGGUGGCUCACUGAGAGUGAAAAUCUGAGGGUGUAGUAUAUGAAUUAGAUGUUAAAAUCAGGCGGGAUAAGAAAGCACGACAAAAUUAUAUACUAGGCGGAAAGAAUUGCAAAAAGAUCUCUUUGGGUUUUUGGAUAGGGGCGAGCUUUGGGUAAGGGGAUAAAGAAUUGGUUGGAAAACAUUGAGGAAGUCGGCUAAUUUUGAGGAUUCUUUGGGGUAAGUAGUUAACAUGGGGCAUGUAAAUCCUCCACCUGGGUUUGACCCGGCUGGCACUGGACAUGAUUCCAAUGAAUUAGACGUUGCAAGCUGCCCCUCUUCUCGUAAAACUAUGGAUGAUGUCCCUGUAUAUAAGGUAGGCGCUCCGCCUCGUUUGGAGCUGAUGAAAGAAUUCAAGGCUGCAUUGAAGGAGACCUUGUUUCCUGAUGACCCUCUUCGCCAGUUCAAGCGCCAGCCCAGGUCGAAGAAAUUCAAACUGGGUGCAGAGGCAGUGUUCCCCGUGCUUGAAUGGGGAAAGUCUUAUUCGUUGAGCAAGUUCAAGGGAGAUUUGAUUGCAGGCUUAACAAUUGCCAGUCUCUGCAUUCCUCAGGAUAUUGGAUAUGCAAAAUUGGCUAACUUGUCUCCUCAAUAUGGCCUUUACACUAGCUUUGUACCUCCAUUGAUAUAUGCUGCAAUGGGAAGCUCCAGGGAUAUUGCAAUUGGGCCAGUAGCUGUUGUUUCCAUCUUGUUGGGAACAUUGGCCAGGAAGGAAAUAGAUGAUGUUAAAUCUCAUGAUUACCUCCGUCUUAUAUUCACAUCAACCUUUUUUGCUGGUGCUUUCCAGGCAUUGCUUGGAAUCUGCAGGCUUGGUUUCCUCAUUGACUUUCUAUCACAUGCAUCAAUUGUUGGUUUCAUGGGAGGUGCUGCCAUUACAAUUGCACUACAACAGCUGAAAGGAUUCCUUGGCAUACAGAAUUUCACAAAGAAAACAGACAUUAUCUCUGUAAUGAAGUCUGUAUUUGGCGCAGUUCAUCAUGGAUGGAAUUGGGAGACAAUUUUGAUAGGAACAAUCUUCCUGAGUUUUCUUAUGACAGCUAAAUAUAUUGGCAAGAAAAACAAACGAUUUUUCUGGGUGCCAGCUGUAGCCCCAUUGAUAUCAGUCAUUUUGUCAACUCUCCUUGUCUUUUUGACACGUGCAGAUAAACAUGGUGUGCAAAUUGUUAAUCAUAUUAAGAAAGGAGUAAACCCUAGUUCAGCAAGUGAACUUGCAUUCAGUGGAGACCUUCUUGCAAAAGGUGUUAAAAUUGGUUUUGUGGCUGCUUUGAUUGCUCUUACGGAAGCUGUUGCAAUAGGAAGGACAUUUGCAGCAUUAAAGGACUACCAUUUAGAUGGAAACAAAGAAAUGAUAGCAAUGGGUCUCAUGAAUGUAGCAGGCUCAUUGACUUCAUGCUAUGUUGCAACAGGCUCCUUCUCACGCUCAGCAGUGAACUAUAGUGCAGGCUGUCAAACAGCAGUUUCAAAUGUUGUGAUGUCAACCAUGGUUUUGCUGACGCUUUUAGUGAUUACACCACUCUUCAAGUACACUCCAAAUGCAAUCUUAUCUGCUAUCAUCAUCAAUGCAGUCAUUGGUUUAAUUGACAUCAAGGCAGCACGCCUCAUCUGGAAAACUGAUAAACUAGACUUUAUUGCCUGCAUGGGAGCCUUCUUUGGUGUAGUUUUUGUCUCUAUUGAAAUUGGCCUUUUGAUUGCUGUUUCUCUGUCAUUUGCGAAAAUUCUUCUACAUGUGACAAGGCCACAUACAGCUCUAUUGGGGAAAAUUCCUGGAACAAAUAUUUAUCGGAAUAUUGAACAAUAUCCAGAUGCUGCCAAAAUUCCUGGCAUUCUUAUUGUCCGCAUUGAUUCUGCAUUGUACUUCUCAAAUGCAAAUUAUGUCCGAGAGAGGAUUCUUAGGUGGAUAGAUGAUGAAGAAGAAAAACUACAGGAGAAAGGUCAAAUGAAACCACAAUUCCUAAUCAUUGAAAUGUCCCCUAUCAUCAAUAUAGACACUAGUGGGAUUCAUGCCUUGGAGGAUCUCCAUAAAACACUACAUAAACGUAAUAUGCAGCUAGCACUUGCAAAUCCAGCAGCAUCGGUAAUUGAAAAGCUUCAUGCGUCCAGCUUUAUUGAAGAAAUAGGACAGGAUCAGAUCUUCCUCACAGUUGGGGAGGCUGUACAAGUUUGUUCUCGUCACUUAAAAUUUGAUGUUUGAGGAAAACACAAGGCAGGCAUGUACAGAAGCCACUUAUGGGUGUCAACUGAUCCUUCGCCAGAUUUACAUAGAAGAGUAGGAUCAGUGUGUGUGAAAUCUACUUUUUUAAGGUUUGGGAUCGCUCGGAAUGAAAUAUUGAUUCCUAACGAAUCAAUCUUCGACCAAUUUAUGGUCUUUUGUUUGCAAUUUCUUUCGCUAGUUCUGCAAAGCCCUUGAAAAAAUAAAUUUAAAAAUAAAAUAAUCUGGUUAAAGCAGAUUGUAAAUUAGUUUUCAUAUGCGAGCUCCAAGAAGAGUGUAUGGGUGUGGGUUCCUAUUCCUUUAUUAGGUUUUGGAGCAGUAUGUUUAACUUGUUCUGCAAAUCCCCCUUCUUAAAAAUAAAGAUAUUAAUAAAUUGAUUUAAA
Messenger RNA from Cryptomeria japonica (Japanese cedar), 3177 nucleotides. RefSeq names its product sulfate transporter 1.2. Gene Ontology annotation, molecular function: secondary active sulfate transmembrane transporter activity. Gene Ontology annotation, cellular component: membrane. Gene Ontology annotation, biological process: transmembrane transport. The record is from RefSeq and is a predicted model, not a curated record. The transcript is spliced from 14 exons. The coding region runs from base 782 to 2776 and encodes 664 amino acids. NCBI's taxonomy places the organism in Eukaryota, Viridiplantae, Streptophyta, Pinopsida, Cupressales, Cupressaceae.